This is a messenger RNA of Xenopus tropicalis (tropical clawed frog), 1739 nucleotides long. It is a transcript of the gene bend5, whose product is annotated as BEN domain containing 5. The coding region runs from base 382 to 1719 and encodes 445 amino acids. Gene Ontology annotation, biological process: negative regulation of DNA-templated transcription. Lineage: Eukaryota; Metazoa; Chordata; Amphibia; Anura; Pipidae. The transcript is spliced from 7 exons. Gene Ontology annotation, molecular function: DNA binding. The record is from RefSeq and is a predicted model, not a curated record.
GUCUCUGAUCUCAUUCUAUUCUCCAUUCUGUUUUUCACGUGUAGAACAAACGGCCUCAAUUAGGGCAAAUGGCAGAUAACACGACAUACGAUUCCAUAAAUAUAAAGUUUUGGGUUGCUGACAUUUCGUGCAUUGUCACAAUUUUAAUGACUGUUUAAAACCAUUCUCGCUGGUUACAAACUGUGCAAUACAGAAGUGCGACUACGUGGGUCUGAGGGGCACAACUUGUGCAAUCAGCAGCCUGCUUGGCAGCGAAACGGUUACCCGCGGCUCAGCUACUCAGUUAUCAAUUGCUCUCGCCUGCCCGCCGCUGUAUCCUCCGUUGCCAGGGCAGCCGCGUCCUGCCGAUCGCCGAAUCCCGGGCCCGGGUGCGGGCGGAUCAUGUUCGCCUUCGUCCGCUUUUUAGAAGAUAACGUGUGCUACGCGCUGCCAGCGACCCGGGUCCGGGGUUUCCAACCCCGCUCUACAGACGAUUUCGAUAACCGGAGAGUGUACGCUGUGCACCGGAGCUUGGAGGAGGAGGCCGGCUUCCCUGGAGCACCCCAGCGAGCACAGAUCCUAGCACUGGCAGAAAAUAAAUCUGAUUUGGAAAACCGUGUAAUGCAGAAAAAAAUUAAAAUCCCCAAGCUAUCUCUGAACUACUCAGAAGAGCCUUGGGAGUUUAAAGACUAUGAAGAUGAGGAAGACUCUGAGCUCAGACAUUUUAAGAGAACAGAUGGAAGAAAGCAAGUGGAAGGCGCUCACAAGAGUAUUGAAGCUGUUGUGGCACGGUUGGAAAAGCAGAGUUUUAUAGGACCAAGUCAUAACACACGUUGUGAUGAGGUUUUUUCAGAACCAUUUCACUCUGUAGGCCAUAUGGACAGGUUAGAGGCAGCUGUGGUUCCAAGGGUUUUGUAUGAAGAAUUACUGAGGAGCUACCAACAGCAACAGCAGGAAAUGAAGCAUAUUCAGCAUGAACUGGAAAGAACUCGGAAGCAGCUAGUGCAGCAGGCAAAAAAGCUGAAAGACUAUGGAAGCCUUGUGACAGAAGUGAAGGAACUUCGAGUACUUAAUAGGAGGCUCCAGGACGUCUUACUUUUAAGGCUGGGCAGCGUUUCAUCCUGGAGUUACAGAUCCAAUGGAGUUCUUGUCUCCUCUCAGGUGUUAAUAGAACAGAAAAAUACUGAAUUCUGUGGAAGAAAUGCAGGUCCUACAAUUGAGCUUCAAAUUGAUAAGUCAGAAUACUGUGAUCCUGAUCCUGAGCCUGAGCCUGAAAUUCAGAAGAUAAGCAAUGAAGAGGCAAGCACCUCCUCUUUCUUCUCUACACCAGCUCCUGUGCUGGACAAAUAUAUUCUAGAAAAUGGAAAGGUACACCUUGGCAGCGGCGUGUGGGUGAAUGAAGAAAAAUGGCACCAACUCCAGGCAACACAGGGAGACUCUAAAUAUACAAAGAAUCUGGCUGUAAUGAUCUGGGGCACAGAUGUACUGAAAAACCGCAGUGUUACUGGUGUGGCAACCAAAAAGAAGAAAGAUGCAGUUCCCAAACCACCACUCUCACCUCACAAGCUGAGUGUAGUCAGAGAAUGCAUGUAUGAUAGAAUUGCGCGAGAGACGAUGGAUGAAAAUGAAAUUGCACAAAGGCUGUCGAAAGUCAACAAAUACAUCUGCGAGAAAAUAAUGGAUAUCAACAAGUCUUGUAAAAACGAAGAGAGGAGAGAAGCAAAGUAUAAUGUGCAAUAAAUGUUGACUAUUUUAUAUGG